AUGAUGUGGUCUAACUUCUUCCUGCAAGAGGAGGACCGGCGCCGGGCAGCCGUGGGCCGGCGCCGUGCACAGGAACAGCGCAAGCCGGGCCUGACGGCCGCGCGCGAGGGUGCCGUCAAGCUGGUGCUGGUGCUGGCAGCGCUGGGCGCCACGCUGGCCGUGCUGGCCGUGGGCACAGAGUUCUGGGUGGAGCUGAACACCUACAAAGCCAACGGCAGCGCCGUAUGCGAUGCAGCCCACCUGGGGCUCUGGAAGAUGUGUGCCAAGCGGCUGUGGCAGGCGGACGUGCCCCCAGCCAGGGCUACCUGUGGCCCUGCAGAGCUGCCUGGAGAAGCAAACUGCACCUACUUUAAGUUCUUCACUACGGGGCAGAACGCACACAUCUUCCAUCGAACCACAAAGAAAGAGGUGAACCUGGCCGCGGCAGUGAUCGCGGUGCUGAGCCUGGCAGUCAUGGCCUUGGGCUGUCUCUGUGUCAUCAUGGUUCUCAGCAAAGGGGCAGAGUUCCUGCUUCGAGUGGGCGCUGUCUGCUUCGGCCUCUCAGGCCUGUUGCUCUUCGCAAGCGUGGAGGUAUUCCGGCAUUCUGUGGGCGCUCUGCUCCAGGCUGUGGGCCCUGAGCCGCCCCCCGCCCCCCGGCUGACCUAUGAGUACUCCUGGUCCCUGGGCUGCGGUGUGGCUGCUGGCCUCAUCCUGCUGCUGGCUGCUGGCUGCUUCCUGCUGCUCACCCUGCCUGCCCGGCCCUGGGGCUCGCUCUGCCUCAAACGGGGGGACCCAGCCACCUAGAGGUGGGGGGUGGGAGCAUUUGCUCUGGCACCUGCCAACUUUGUCUCUCUCUCUGGGGCCCUCCUCGAAGCCUACCACCCACCUACUGCAGAACUUGUGCCACUGUGGGGCCAUGAUGCUUUCCACACACCAGCCCCACCCCUCAGCCUUUCUCUCUGUAAAGAAGUUUUCCUUGUUGGGCGCCAGUGGCUCAUGCCUGGAAUCCUAGCUACUCAGGAGGCUGAGAUC
This is a messenger RNA of Dipodomys ordii (Ord's kangaroo rat), 1011 nucleotides long. RefSeq names its product calcium channel, voltage-dependent, gamma subunit 6 (gene Cacng6). Bases 1 to 783 code for a protein of 260 amino acids. The record is from RefSeq and is a predicted model, not a curated record. Gene Ontology annotation, biological process: calcium ion transport; regulation of calcium ion transmembrane transport via high voltage-gated calcium channel. NCBI's taxonomy places the organism in Eukaryota, Metazoa, Chordata, Mammalia, Rodentia, Heteromyidae. Gene Ontology annotation, molecular function: calcium channel regulator activity. The transcript is spliced from 4 exons. Gene Ontology annotation, cellular component: L-type voltage-gated calcium channel complex; membrane.